Molecule: messenger RNA, 1761 nt
Organism: Letharia columbiana
Lineage: Eukaryota; Fungi; Ascomycota; Lecanoromycetes; Lecanorales; Parmeliaceae
Exons: 5
Coding region: 1-1761 (586 amino acids)
Biological process (GO): biosynthetic process
Molecular function (GO): intramolecular lyase activity; geranylgeranyl diphosphate synthase activity
Source: RefSeq, a predicted model, not a curated record
AUGGGGUAUGACUAUGCCUUGGUUCACUUGCAAUACACGAUACCGCCGGCGGUAGCCCUGACUUUGUGUUACUAUCCACUCUCGACCAGUCUCGGGGUCUACAAGAUACUAUUUCUCAUAGCAAUCGCUGUCAUCUCCACCACUCCGUGGGACUCAUACCUCAUUCACUCUCAAAUAUGGACAUAUCCUCCCAACGCCAUCAUUGGCCCUACUCUCUUCAGAAUACCAGCGGAAGAGGUCUUUUUCUUUAUCAUUCAGACCUACAACACCUCCCUACUCUAUCUCCUCCUCAGCAAGCCUACGUUUCACCCGGUCUACCUUCGAGGACAGAAGCUGUUCAAUGACGGAAGGCGACUGGGCCUGAGAAGAUGGACUGGAGUAUCAGUGAUUGUUGCAUGUAUUUUGGCGGGCAUUGGCAUGAUCAUGAAAAGCGGGGAGGGCCUUUACAUGGGCUUAAUACUUGUCUGGGCAGGCCCCUUCGUUUUGCUGCUUUGGAGCCUUGCAUAUCAAUUCAUAAUCGGAUUGCCCCUUUCUAGCACUUUUAUACCCGUCGUCCUCCCUACCCUAUACCUCUGGAUUGUGGAUACCCUGGCAUUAAAAAGGGGGACGUGGGUCAUUGAGUCUGGAACGAAGCUGGGGUGGCAUCUAUGGGACGGGCUCGAGAUCGAAGAAGCAGUCUUCUUCCUCGUCACAAAUGUCCUCAUCGUCUUUGGUCUGAUCGCCUUCGACAACGCCUUCGCCAUCCUGCAAACAUUCCCUUCACUAUUUCCUACUAUACCUACAUUGCCUUCGCCAAUCCUCCUAGUUCGGGCGCUGCUCCUUCCGACAACUUCAUACGAGGACGAGCGGAUAGAAGGGCUUCAAGAAGCACUCGGGCGCCUCAGAGCCAAAAGUCGGAGCUUUUACCUUGCAAGUGGAGUCUUCCAAGGGAGACUUCGUGUUGACUUGGUCUUACUGUAUUCAUUUUGCCGUGUUGCAGAUGAUCUGGUCGACGAAGCUGGCUCGAUCGAAGAGGCCAAGCAUUGGAUAGCCAAGCUCAACGAGUAUCUCGACAUCACCUAUGGGAAAUCCUAUGUCAAAGUUGAGCGGAAACAAGACCUCAUAUCAACGUUCCCACCAUCUGCCCAGGCGAGCCUUCGCUUACUUCCGACCUCCCAUCUUUCUCCCACGCCACUUUACGACCUCCUAAAAGGCUUUGAAACCGAUCUCCACUUCUCCUCCAGCAACCCUUUCCCCAUCAAAGACGAACCCACUCUACAAGUCUACGGAGCCCAGGUGGCGGGUACUGUGGCCGAGUUAUGCUUAGAGCUAGUCUUCCAUCACACUAAGGGAUCUACGCCCGAAAGUUUGCGAAGGCGGAUAGUCCAAGCUGGUGGUCGAAUGGGCAUCGCAUUGCAAUACGUCAAUAUUGCGCGAGACAUCUCAGUUGACGCUUCGAAUGGCCGCGUCUACCUUCCAACAACCUGGCUCAAGGAGGAAGGGGUUACUCCAGAGGACAUCAUCAAAGACCCUGCCCGUUCGAAAGCCGAGAUUCUGAGACAGCGGCUCCUGAACAGUGCUUUCGAGAUUUACGAUGAAGCGAAAGGGGCCAUUGAGCAAUUACCUGCAGAAGCACGGGGCCCAAUGCGGGUAGCUGUAGAAAGCUAUGUCGAGAUUGGGAGAGUGCUGCGACAGCCCGGCUACAAGGUCAAGGCUGGAAGAGCGACAGUGCCCAAACUAAGAAGACUGAGGGUCGCUUGGAAUGCUUUGAGCCAUACCUGA